CUCUGUAGGGGCGGUGUGUAGCGCUUUGAGCGUCUUUGUCGUCCGUUUACUGGAGUCUGGAAUCCGACAGCUAUAAUAAUCAGAAUGAUGUCUACUGUAAACACUUUAUUCUGAAUAGACACUGUAAGUUAAUAAUUAUAUAUUUUGUUAAUUCGUGUAAGAAAGCAGUUGUGGGUUAUAUAAAAUCAGAGAGAGAUGUCGAACAAUCGAACAAUCAGACACUUCUGGAACGAGAAGGAGACAGAUUUCCUGUUGCAGACAUUAAAAGAGAUGAAUAUUGAUCGAUAUAAAGACGGGCGCAAGAACCGCAACAGUCUCAUCUUCAGAAAGGUUUGCGCUAAACAUAAAGCAGCAGGAUACAGACGGUCGUGUGAUCAGGUGAAACACCGCUGGAAAACACUCAAGUCCAUUUACUAUAAGGCUAAAAGACAAAAUGUUACUAGUUCUGACGCCUUUAAGCAUUUUGAUACGAUGGAAGAAAUAUUUGGACAUAGACCUUUGGUUGUGUCAAAACAGACUAGAGCUGACAUCGACUCUAAAGAUGAAUCUCCUUUGUCAGAAAGCAAGUCUUUCACUUUUGAAGGUGAUGAAUGUGAUGAAGAAAAUGAUGUGGAAAGUGGAAAUCAAGAAAUCCAGACAUUGAAAAUUGAGAACGAUCCUCUCAGCCUCACUCAACCAUCACUUGAGAACAUUGACCCUGUAGAAAGCUCAGCAUCCACCCAGCCAUCCAUUUCUAUAGAGAUUACAAACUGUACACAACCAUCCACUUCCCAGCAGACACCUGUUCAAGAUGUGUUUAAAUGCAAAAGCCCUUGUUGCACUUCAUUGCAUGCACAGUAUCAAAGCUUCAUUGAAAGAAUGCAACAGACACAAAACCUGUGGCUGGAGCGGCAGCAAGAACAGAGUCAUGCCCGAGAGGAGAGACUCAUCGCUAGAGUGCUUGCUGAACACACCCGCUCUAUGGAGGCUUUAGUCAACCAGUUAUUUGCAGGAUUAAGAAGCCUCCUGCCCCAUUCGAAUCUACAGGCAAGUCCCACACCUAUGCGUACACCACCAGAUAUCUUCAAUACGUAACCUCAUCAUGUCAACAACAGUGCAGAGAACUGGCAACCAGCACACAACCCAACAUCAAGCAUUCCUUCUCAGGCUGAAGACAAUUCACUUCACAAGAUAUCAGAGAGUGUAAAACAUCCUGUUGUGGAGCAAUAAAGGACCUCAUUAACAUAAUUUCACUGUGAUUGUUAAGUUGUUCAAGAUUCAUGUCAUGAUCAGUUCUUUAAACUGGUUGUUGUUGUUCCAGCCUUUACAUUAGGUGUAUUACAGAAAGCAGGGUUACAUUUUUGUUACAUUAUCCAGUGAGGUUGUAGGUUAAUAAAAGCAGUCUGGAGUUCAGUCAAUCUUAAGGUUUAUGUGUGAGGAGUCAUUUUUGACAAGGCUCUGAAUCCCAGAGUCACCAAAGAAAUGCAUAUCAUACUUCUGUUACACCAGUGGUUCUCAAACUUUUUCAGCGUGCGGCCCCCCUUGUGUACAGUGCAUUCUUUUAACGUGAGUGUAUCUUUCGUCAUAAACCCCUUUGAAGCGUUUGCAGCAGGCACAUAAUAUGUGAUAUGACGUGUAAUGCAUAUAGGUUCACGUGAUGCGCUGUGAACACAUAUUUUCAUAUGACAGGCAAAAUACAUGUUUUGACAAGCUUUGCAUCAUGCACCCUCCAAAAAGAAGUCACUGGCCGCCACUGCUGCAGUUGCUUAUGAUUUUGAAAGGUUUAGAAAUGAUAAAAAACACCAUUGAGGGGAAUAACAGCGUUGCUAAUCAAACAAAUGACUGUUUCCCGUUACUGACAAUAAAAUGCUGUGCGUUUCUAUAAUUGACUAUAAUUGUAUUUUCUCCAGUGUGUGUUUGGGGCUUGGGGACGCAUAACUGAUCAUGAUUGGCUAAAUUCCCAUUGUUAGCCAACCAGAUGCUCAUGUACAGUCCGAGCAUUUUCUCCAACUUGGGGACUUUGUCACUAGAUUUAGCAACUAUCUAGACAUUUUUAGCGACUUAAUUUCAAGAAAGCGACUAGGACAAAUCCUAUCAACUUUUUCUGGCAUGGUUGGAGAGUUUUGGACACUGACAUGAAGCACGUAUUGUUCUCUCUUUUCAAUGAGCAGCGGGUGCUGCUGCUGUGAGCCCCAUCUCUGUCCCAAAGCACUCACAGGCAGCCCAGUCCUCACACAGUCGCACACACUGGCAUCGACAGAGCGAUGGCAAGUACAACAAGCUCAAAGAUAGCAGUCGCAAACACUGGAUGUAAAAUAAGCACUACUUUUCCAUCGUCGGGGUGAAAGGCAAGAAUGUUUAAUGUAACGUGUUAGACGUGUAAUUAGUUACUUUUAUAAUGAUGUAACUCAGUUACACAAGUCUGCUGUUAGCAAUUAUAACACUAGCAUAUAGUUAUUAUGUUUAAAGUUGCAAUAAAUAAAUUAUUUUUAAGUAUAGUAGGCUGUCCUAUAUGUACACUUAUCCUUGCAUGUGCAAUUCUGUCUGUAUUUUUUUUGUCCUCUCUGAAUUGCCCUUAAGACAUUUUAAGUUUAUUCUCCCCCAUACUGUUAGGUGAAAUUUAUGCCCAUAAAUAAUGUACCUUUGAAUUUGGCUGCUUAGUUAACUCUGCUUAUUUUUUGAACACUCCAUGUGACCUUUG
This is a messenger RNA of Paramisgurnus dabryanus, 2680 nucleotides long. RefSeq lists its product as uncharacterized. The record is from RefSeq and is a predicted model, not a curated record. NCBI's taxonomy places the organism in Eukaryota, Metazoa, Chordata, Actinopteri, Cypriniformes, Cobitidae.